UUCGUGUUGAUAUUAGCGAUCAAGGACGAUCAACUGUAAAUGUAUGUUUUUUCAACGGCAAUUUUAUCAACAACAAAUCAACGUUUACUCCUAAACACUAAACAGUAGUUGAAUUACUGUUGACAAAAAAUCAAAUCUAUUGAAUGUUAAGCGCGCUAUUUACAACAGUAAUUUGCUGAGCGAACAGCAUGCUCUGCAGGCACUUUUUUUAAUGAUUGUUUAAAUAAAAUAAAGUUGUUUGUGGUAAUAAAAUGGUAAAUUUGUAUUUAUAGUACGGUAGGAAAUGAAUUUUAACUUGAAAAAAUAUUAUCUUGAUGAAAUUAGGAUAUUCUUUAAAGUAACUGAGGAUAAUUAAACAUGAAAAUAUUUUUUUCACAAUUUACCAUGCAAAAGUCUCAACUUAGCAGCAAUUUGAUUAGGCUUAUAAUAAUAAUACCAUUAAUAAAAGUAAAUUAGUAAUGUUUUUAGCUAAAAUUAUUUGCCUUAUAAAUUCUGACUGCAAAUUUAACUCAUAUAGUACCAAAUGCAAUUUAAAUGGUUUUUCCUGUUUAUGAAUAUUAAUUUUUUUUUGAUAAGAAAAAGAUAAUGAUGCCAAAACGUGAUAAAAGUCUCUACAUGAGAAAGUUUAUGAAAGAAAAACGAGACACUGAAUAAAGAAUAAAGUAUCUUCUUGAAGAGUGCAAUAUUGCUGGUAGAGAGAAUUGUGAGCAUGUAGAUUCAGGUGUUCAAGUGAUUUCUGGAGUUUCUGAAGGUGUGCUCAGUGAUGUAGUUUAUGAAGAUGUGCAAAGCAAUACAUCGAUGCUUUCCAUUACUUCACCUGAAAAUGAAGUUGGUCUAAAUAAAGCUGAAUCAAGUUAUGGUGAUGUUGAAGACAUUGCAGCUGCAAAUAGUUUAUUCAGUAGUAUUGAUACUCAAUACUUUAACGAAAGAUUUUUUAUACGAGUGGUCAUUAAAUUACUGUAUAAAAGAUGAUGCUUUAAAUGCACUUUUAAAACACUUUAACAAAUUUGCUCCAUCUAUACCAAAAUGCAGGCAGACAUUUCAAAAAUCUCUUCAAAAAAUUGAUGUUUUAUAUGUUAGUGGAGGUGAUUAUGAAUAUCUUGGAGUUAAGAGUGCAAUUGAUUAUUUUUUACAUGUUAACAUCUGGAAAUAAGGAAAAGCUUGAUAUAAUUGUUAGUAUUGAUGGUGCACCUAUAUACAAUAGUAAAAAGGCUUCUAUUUGGCCUAUAGUAAUAACAAUUAACAGAAAAGAACCAUAUGCUAUUGCAAUAUGGUAUGGUCAAGGAAAACCAAGUAAUUUGGAUAACUACUUUAAAGAUUUUGUUUAUGAAAUGAAAGAACUCCAAACUAAUGAAUAUGAAAAGCUGCAGGUGAAUAUUAAAGCUAUUGUUUGCGAUGUGCCUGCAAGGGCAUUUGUUAAAUGCAUUAUAGGGCAUAGUGGCUACCAUAGCUGUGAAAGAUGUGUGGCAGUUGGCACACAAAUUCAGGGCGUAAGAAUAUUGGAAACAAAUGCUUCUCUUCGUACCGAUGUAGCCUUUAAAAAUAAUUUAUAUAAAGAAAAAGGUCAUCAACUUAAAAGUCUCUCUCCACUUGCCCAAUUAAAUAUUCCAAUGGUAACUGGAUUCCCACUGGACUAUAUGCACCUUAUAUGUCUUGGGGUAGUAAAAAAACUUUUAUUUAACUGGUUUAAAGGUCCCAGAUUUAUUAGAAUAAGUCAAUCUGUUAAAGAUAGUAUUUCAAAUGAGCUCAUAACCUUGCGAAGUUAUACACCAUCCAAUUUUCAACGCAGACCACACUCUUUAAAUGAACUUGAGAAGUGGAAAGCAACAUAAUUUCGGUUCUUCCUACUUUAUGCUGGACCUGUUGUUUUAAAAGGAAAAAUAAAUAAAACUAACUAUGAGUUGUUUAAUUCUUUUUCAAUUGCUAUGCACAUACUGCUUUCCGAUAAAAUGGUAAAAAAUGAGUUGUUUUUGGCAUACGCUAAACAAUUACUUAUAUGGUUUGUUAGAGAAGUACAAAUUUUGUAUGGGGAGACCUUUGUGACAUAUAAUGUUCAUAGCAUGAUUCAUUUAGCUGAUGAUUGUAUUAACUUUGGGGAGAGUCUUGAUCAUCUGUCAGCUUUUUCUUUUAAAAACUUUUUGGGUCGAAUUAAAAGAAUGAUGCAAAAGUCACAUCAGACUAUUGCCCAAAUAGUGAAACAACUAGAUGAGAGAAAAAAAUUAGAGAUUUUUCUUAAAGAAUGAAACGGUAAAGAAAUCCCUGUCAGAGUUGUGAAAAAUAAAAUCACAUCAAUUCUGCGAGACAGAGUCUAUUUUAUUCAAGACAAAGGGUUUAUUUUAGUAGAAGAGGUUUUGGUAGAUCUUGUAAAAUGCAAGGCAUUAAAUCCUCAUUCAGUUAGAAUUUUUUUUCCUGAUUAUUUUGAAACAUCAAACUUAGAUGUUGGUUAUGUAAAUUCAUUAGCUAACAUGAAAACAAUAUUUCUAAAAAAAAAUGAACUUUUGACCAAAGGAUUGAUAAUACCUGUUCAAAAAGGUGGUUAUGCUUUUUUUCGGCUGAGACAUUGUGAUAUUGCCUAUGAUGACUGAAUUUUAAAUUAAAAACAGAUUUUUUGCUAUACUUCCAGACCACAUUUUGUUACGAAUGUCUGGGCAUGUGUCUUUUUUUUUUAAUGUUCUAUUAUAAAUUGCUAUAAAUGUGACAUAUUUACUUUAUUGAAUAAUUUUUAUGUGAGUUUAAUACAUUAUAGUUUAUAAAUAGUUUUUAUGUAUUUUUUAAAGAAAUAUUGAAUACUUAAGCUUGUUUUAUGUCUUAAUAAUGCAUUGUGCAUUGAUGUUAACUAAUGUAAUUUUUUUUUUUGUAAUUUGCAUUAAUUUUUUGAUAUAUAAGAUUGUUUUGAUAUAUAAGAUUAGACUUAAAUAGUACCUGACUAUUGAAAUGUCAUUUGCCAUUGUCCAAUUUUUAAAUUGAAGUAUUAAAUGAAGUGGAAGUAGUAGCUAAAAGUUGGAUGAAUAAUGGUAAAUGCUUCUGGCUGCCAUUUAAAAAUUCCUCUGCAAUUCGCAAGGUUGUCACUAGCUUGCAGGCACCAACAUCUGAUUGGCAGAUAUACCCUGCUAGAAUUCUAUACACUACAGAAGCUCGGUCGCGCUUGGAAAAAGCAGCAGAUACGUCAAAUAUUGAGACAGACACUGAAGAGAAAAGAGAAACAAAGCAGAAGAGAAAGAUGACGAUGACAUUCUGUGAAAGUGAUGAAGAUAUUGUAGUUAGUGAUGAAGAACAACACGGAAGAUAUUAUUUGAAGAAUUCAAAUGGCCAAAGUAUAUCUAAUGUGAUUCUAAAUAUAGCAGAAGUUCUAAAAUCAUUAACAACUCCACACAUAAAAAGUGAAGUAGCAAGCUUUUCAGUUGCUGUAAACAACAUUGACUUUGCAAAAGAAACCAAUGUUUUCGAAGAAAAAUCAAAGUUGUUUUCAAAUAUAUUGGUAAAAAAAAAUUAAAUUAUUAAAAUAAAUAGUAUUAAAAAUAAUAAUAGAAAUCAUAUAUGUUUGUUGAGAAGUUGCUGGGAAUAAGAAUUUAAGUUAAACAACAAAAACUCUGAAUA
Hydra vulgaris (swiftwater hydra) is the source of this 3597-nucleotide messenger RNA. RefSeq lists its product as uncharacterized. The record is from RefSeq and is a predicted model, not a curated record. NCBI's taxonomy places the organism in Eukaryota, Metazoa, Cnidaria, Hydrozoa, Anthoathecata, Hydridae.